Messenger RNA from Malassezia pachydermatis, 591 nucleotides. Its product is annotated as wwm1-ww domain containing protein interacting with metacaspase. Gene Ontology annotation, molecular function: protein binding. Lineage: Eukaryota; Fungi; Basidiomycota; Malasseziomycetes; Malasseziales; Malasseziaceae. The transcript is spliced from 2 exons. The record is from RefSeq and is a predicted model, not a curated record. Bases 1 to 591 code for a protein of 196 amino acids.
AUGACUGAGAAGAAAGACAACCCCCCUCCCUACGAGACGAACCGGAGCGCCACUAGCAAUGGUGGUGACUCGCGCCCAUUGCCAGAUGGCUGGGUGAAGCAGUGGGAUGACAACUACAAGCAGUAUUUCUACGUCGAUACGCGCGCGAACCCGCCACGCUCAACAUGGAUCCACCCGGCGGAUGAAGCGCAGCAGAAGUACCAGCCCCCUUCGAACCCGCCCCCUAGCCAAGGCCAAACUUACACACAACCGCAGCCUGUGCAGCAGCGGCCCAUGUAUGCGUCGCAGCCAGUGUACCAGCAGCCCGUCAUGAUGCAACAGCCGCCCAUGAUGAUGGGCGGUGGCUCACGCCUCGGUGGCAUGGGCGGUGGCGGCCUCCUGGGCGGUGGUCGUAUGGGCGGUGGCAUGGGCCCUAUGGGCUCAGGUCUGCUGGGUGGUGGUGUUGGUCUGCUGGGUGGUAUGGCCCUGGCCGACGGUAUGCACGAUAUGCAGCAAGAUGCCUAUAUGGACGGCUACCAACAAGGUGAAAUGAACGAUAUGGGCGGCGGCGGCGACUUUGGUGGUGGCGACUUUGGUGGUGGCGACUUUUAA